AUGUAUAGGUCGGAUCUUUUGAGGUUUAUCCGAAAUCAAGGUUUAUAUUAUACUUGCCUCAUGUACAAUAUAUAGGUCUUUUCAGAUAUUUUUACCAAUAGACUGACGUGGAACUCGUUUUGUUUUUAUUUUUUGACCUGUUUCGAGAGGUUCCGGUCACUUCCGCGAAACGAUUUUGUUCUUGUUAUAUUGUACAUGAAAAAAUUUCGAUUCUGAGUCUAUUUGGAAGUAUAAUGUUAAACUUUUGAUGUGAAUAGCCACUUCAGAGUAACUAAAUCUUUUUUCAGAAUGUCACUCUCAACCGGGUGGCUUAUAUUCCUGUCAGUGACGAGUUUCGUCCAUUCCCAGCAACAUGUCCCGAAUCCAAAUCAGAUGUACCGUCGGUUCGAGUAUAAGCACUCAUUCCGAGCACCGAAUCUAGCACAACGAGAUGGGACGAUUCCUUUUUGGGUAGUUACGGGUGAUGCUAUCGCUUCGUCGGAACAACUUCGGUUGGCUCCAUCAAUGAGGUCGAGGAAAGGAAUCGCCUGGAAUAAGCGAGCUUACACUGAAGCCGAGAACUUCGAAGUCGAUGUGGCUUUCAAGAUUACUGGACAGAGAAUCGGUGCUGAUGGUUUGGCCGUCUGGUAAAUAUUUUUUCAUUUUUUAUUUUUGUUUUUAGUACCACCCUAUGGAUAACAUCAAAAGUCCUCGCGAACGUUAUUUUAUGGCCAUAUUUGUAGGUACACAGCUAGUCAGGGAACGCUAGGACCUGUUUUCGGCGCGAACGACCAUUGGAAUGGCUUGGCGAUCAUGUUUGAUUCCUUUGAUAAUGAUGGAAGAAAAGAUAAUCCAUAUGUCUCAGUGAUGGUGAAUGACGGAACCAAGGCUUACAACCAUCACAACGACGGUUCUGAUCAAAUUUUGGGAGGUAAGCGAGAGUUACUUUUGUUUGUUGACUUUUAGGAUCGAACGUAUUUGAUACCUAAAAUGUGGUGAAUGUCCCGUUCUGAAAAUUUUUAUUGUUGCAGGAUGUCAACGAGACUUCCGUAAUAAGCCCUACCCAGUCCGAGUUCGCAUCCAAUACCUCAACAACAUCCUCACUGUCGAUCUUUCCGACGGUUUGACUCCUCAACCGCGAUAUGAGACUUGUCUUCGUGCCGAGAAUGUUUUCCUCCCUGCUCGAGGUUUCUUCGGAGUGUCCGCUGCCACUGGUGGUCUGGCCGAUGAUCAUGAUGUUGUCGACUUCAGCGUCUACUCUUUGGCCACUCAUGCGCAACGCGAAGCCAGCCGCGCCAUUCCUCAAGAUGAGCGGCAAAAGUAUGACGCCGAAUUCGAAAAACAGAUGCACGAAUUCGAAGAGGAGAAGAAAAAGUUCAAGGAACAGCAUCCCGAUAAGGUCCAUGAGGACGAGGAUGACCCAGGAAAGUAUUACGAAGAUGCGGAGACCAAGCAACUGAGGCUAAUUCACGAAAGUCAGAGUGCCAUCUACAGGAUCAUGGAGAAGAUGGAAAAAACGUUGAAUGAAGUCCAUCAGAGGACUGGUGCUAUUGGCACAGUGCAGCAGGGAGGUCAAGCUGGACAGGUUGUUCAAACUGGAGGUAAGAGGGAGUUCAGGAGAAUGAAAAAUAGUUGAUUUUUGAGAAAAAAUUACUCUGUUUUGAUGAUUUUUAGCAUUUUUUUGGCUCUAAUUUUUUUUUGUGACUAGGAAAACCCUUGACCGUAUUUUACCUUUUCAAAUUCUUUCCAGGCCUACAACAACACGAGAAAAACGAAAUAAUCCAAUCUCUCCGCGACCACACCAACCAGCUCCGAGACAUGAAGAACUACAUAAAUGAGAUCUUCACUCGUUCCUACAAUAUCGAGCAAAAGCUGGGUGGCGGAGUCCCCGUCCAAACCGGCAACGCUCCAGUCGCAGCCCAAGGCAUCGACCCUCAGGUCCGCCAAUACCUCGAAAAUAUCCAGUCGGAAGUCCGAUUGGUCCGUCAAAAUCAAGCCAAUGCCCCUGGCGGACAUCAAGCAGGCACCACUCAGGCCGUCUGUGAGAGCAAUGGACCCAGCUCGACCUUCUUUUUGCUUGUGAUACUCAUACAGACUGGAGUUAUCCUCGCUUUCACUUAUAUGAGGUAGGCUUUGGGAUUUUUUAGAUUUUUAGGUCAUUUUUUGGUUUUUUGAAACGAUUUUUGAGGAGAGUUUGGUUGAAUUUUGUAAUUAAUGGAAUAAUAAUUUCAGAAGCAAACCCGAUAAGGCCAAAUUCUACUGA
Molecule: messenger RNA, 2242 nt
Organism: Bursaphelenchus xylophilus (pine wood nematode)
Lineage: Eukaryota; Metazoa; Nematoda; Chromadorea; Rhabditida; Aphelenchoididae
Source: the annotation of a GenBank genome assembly